AAUGAUUAUAGGGGAAAUUUUACUUUUACACUUUGUUGGAUACCACUUUUCAACUUUACCAUAAGUCUAAGGACAUUUUCAGAAAUACCACUUUCAUUAGUGAGCAAAAGAUAAUAAUACCCUUACCUUAUCUUCUUCUCCACCAUCGGUUUCUCUCCCUCUUCCCGAGUCCCCGUCGUCUCUCUCUCACCGUCGAGUCACCGUCGUCUCUCUCUCCUUCUAGCGUCUCUCUCUCACCGUCUAGUUCCGGCGUGUCUCUCUCACCGUAGACUUCCGGCGACGAAAUCGAUUCAAAAUCUCCAAGAUGUCGACUCCUAUACGUGAUUGACAACUUGUAUGUCUCUAAUUUCUGUAUUUGUUUGUUCUCUAAUUUCUGUAUUUUUUUGUUUGAUUCGAUUUUGUGCUUUCUCUUAUCGAAAAAUCAAACAAGGUUCUCUUAGAUAUCUCAUUUAAAGAGGUCGAUCUAAGAGAAACUGAUUUCAUAGUGAAACGUUGAGAGUGAAAACAUUGAGUAUUUGAAAACUUAAAUCUGGUUUUGAAGUCAUAUUAAGAUUGAUCUGAAUGGUUUCAGCUAAGAAAUAGAUUUUCCGAUAGUGAAAACUGCAUAUUAAGGAAGAGAUAAGUUACGAUAGUGAAAACUGAAUAUUAAAGAAUUAUAACCCCUUAUAAAUCUGGGUUUCAUGAGAUUGUUGAUAAAUACAACUCAAUGAUUUAUAAGUGAAGAAAAAGAUGCAUGAAACAAAAGUCACAGGUACAAAAGUCAUAGAUCACGAAGCCAUGGCAAACAUGAAGACUAAGUUUAUGGCUUUAUGGGAUGGGUUUUCUACUGAUCCGAAUGCGAGGGUGAUGGUACUUGCUGCAACAAACAGAUCAUCAGAGUUUGAUGAACCAAUAAUGAGGCGUCUUCCUCAAGCCUUUGAGAUUGGAAUGCCUGAACGUAAGGAGAGAGCUGAGAUAUUGAAAGUGACGCUGAAGGGAGAGAGGGUGGAGCCCGAUAUUGACUACGAUCACUUAGCUCGUCUAUGCGGAGGCUACACCGGAUCAGACAUCUUUGAGCUCUGCAAGAAAGCAGCUUACUUCCCUAUCAGAGAAAUCCUAGAGGAAGAGAGAAAAUGGAGACCAUGUCCUCUAAGUUUCAUAUGAAAAUGUCCAAUGCUGUUGCAGUCACCAAAUUUGCAAGUGUUGAUGUUGUGAGUUGCUAUCAUUUUGUUUGUCAGGUACCUAGGGCAUUGUCACAGUUGGAUUUGGAGAAAGUUCUUGCUACGUCGAAGAAGACGCAAGUUGCAGCAGGCGAGUAUUGUGGAUUGAGAUGGUCAAGGGAACCAGAUGAGGUGGAAGCAGCUACUUAGCUAGAUAGCAAUGAAUUGCACAUCUUUGAGAUUGCCUCUGAGGAUUUAUGAAGCUGGAACAGAACCAGUAGACAAUUCAAAAGUGAUUAUCCAAUCGGUGUCUUUGCAAUAAUGUGAAGUGUUUAUAAAAGAUUAUAAAUGUAGUUUUAUAGGAGUUUAUUAAAUUAUAAAUUAGAGAUUUGUAGAGACUUAUAAAACGUUGUUUAUUCUUUGUUACAUCUUGUGGUUAAUACAGUGUUUGGAUUCCCUGAGGAAUACAAACAUUUCGUGAA
This is a messenger RNA of Brassica napus (rape), 1621 nucleotides long. RefSeq names its product outer mitochondrial transmembrane helix translocase-like. Gene Ontology annotation, molecular function: ATP binding; ATP hydrolysis activity. The coding region runs from base 730 to 1143 and encodes 137 amino acids. The record is from RefSeq and is a predicted model, not a curated record. Gene Ontology annotation, cellular component: mitochondrial outer membrane. The transcript is spliced from 3 exons. Lineage: Eukaryota; Viridiplantae; Streptophyta; Magnoliopsida; Brassicales; Brassicaceae.